AAUCUUAUGCAUUAAUAUCGUUGCAUAACUAAAGAACCACGGCAUACCACGUGUAAAAGAUCAGCAUUUAUAAUUUAAUAAUAAACAAAAGUGGAUGUUUUGCAAUUUGCAUGCCUUGGAUGUCGUCAGAGCAGAGCAUGUCCCAUAAAUCUGUAGAUAUUGGCCUGCCCCGACGUUACUCUCUCCUUUUACUCGGUUACCGUGUUCCUCCUCGCGGGAGGGCAUAUAAUCGUCCUUGUUUGUUUUUAUUUUUUUGUAACUAUUAAUAAAAUCAAUUGAUUGAUUAAAUUUCACGUUUUUUCUCCACAGUUUGGAGUACGAGUUCAACGUAAUGUGACAUUUUAGCAUUCGAGACUCCUUGUCGUCUUGAGGUCCUUACACGAGUCAUCAUAAGUGGACAAGUAAUAUUAUGUAAGGGACAAAAACAUUGUAAACCAGCUUCGUCGAAGCAUAUUUAACGCAAUUGAGAUUCUGUCCCAACAAAGUUGUACCGUAGAUCGAAAAUCUGUAGUACGUUGUGUGCUUAACAGCAAAAUUGGGGAUCGAGUAAGUUUGCUUACUAUUGAGGACGAGAUGGAGAACCUUGUCAGAUGCGGUAACCUCGUAAAAAUCCCACAAGACGACAGCUCAGUCACAUAUCAACAUCCGCAAACAUUUGAGACAGAUCAAGUAACAGCUAACAACCCUCCUGUAAAAGUAAAGGGCAUUAGCAAACGUCCCGCUCCCGAUUUAAUUGACCUGACCUCAGAUACAGAUGAUGAGGGUGAAGUCGACGUACAACCAUCUAUAUCAUCGUCAAAGAUCGUUACCCAAUUGGAUGGGCAAUCUGAUUGUGAAUGGAAUACAAAACGUAUUGCAGACUCGUCCCCACCUACUAUUUCUGGGAAUAUUACAAAUGUAAACGAUGGGGCUGCUUCUUCCGAUGAUGAAGCUACUAACAUUGCUAAUUUGCUAAAACAAGAUGAAGAUGAAAUUAUUUCAAUGGAAUCUGAUAAUGACAACGAGAACGAAGACAAAAAUCAUCAUGGAUCGAGCCAGACUCAUCAUGAUCCUUCAGUUUACGAGGGAAUACGAACUAAAAAUGAAGAAUUGGUUCUAGUGUCGCCUGAGAUUGAGAAAAGUUUGCAUAGCGAUGACAGAUCUACCCCACCUCCACCCCUCCUUGUAAUGGAUGCGUUUGAACCAUUCCCAAACCAGAUAAAUCCUUCGAUUGGUGAACAUCAACAAAUGCCGAUAAUCCAUUCUAUGAUGGAUAAAUUGGUUCCUGAUCCGGUGGUUCGAGAUCUUCUUAUAGGAGGAAGGACCGAGCCACCACCGCCCAAGAAAAGAAGAAAACAAAGAUCUCAAUUUACAGAAGAUCAACUUGGCAUUCUAAGACAAGCCUUUCGAAAUUGUAACAAAUUGAAUGCACUCACAACCAUGGAACUCAUUAAUCAGACUGGGCUUGAAAAAACUAAAAUUCAGGGAUGGUAUGUUAAACAGAGAAAGUUGGAAAGUGCAGGAGGCGUAACGGGUGCGAGAAAUAAUGCUACAACUCAAUCUCAGAGUCCUCCAGAAGUAGCAGGGUCUUCGAAGCAAGAAACACGUACAAAUUCAGAACAAGAGGCGCGUAAUGUUCCAGCACCUUACGAAAAGGAUAACCACGCCCUGAAAACUCAGCGAACAGAGAAAUCACAAACACCAGAACAAAUUGCUUUAAAGAUUGAGUCCAGAGUAGAGAAAAUUUUAACCUUUUCACAAUCCGAAAUACUGGCGGCACUUGAGAAUCGUAAAGCUCGAUCAUCCACAUUGAUUCGCUUGUUUAUGGAAGAAAAGUUGGACUUCAAGAAAAAACUUUUAAGCGAAACCACUCGGAUCAAGGAAAAAUCGAUGCGCUACGUUUUCAAUGACAUUCAAAAAUCAUGCAUGAAAAACUGGAGGGCAAAGUUUAUAGAGCAAAUAAAGAAAAACGAGGCUCCAGACAUUGCUGAACGACUUGAUUCUGCCGACAGUAACAUCCUUUCGGUGUGGGUACCCUUACUUGUUUACGGGAGGAUAUUGAACGUUUCUUUGAAAGAAACAGUUCGAGAUUUCACUUUUCAAUCCCGCCAUCGUCUUUUUUCGCCAAAGACGGAAGAAUAUAUUACGCCUCGCUUUCUUCAGAUUUACUGCAGAAAUUCUGGAGACCAUUGAACGAAACCGUACACGAAUUGCAUAGCGAUAAGAGAAAAGCUGUAUGAACAUAUAAUACUUUUACUAUAAAAAACUGACAAAUGUUUAGCUAUAAGUAAGACAUGAUUUACACAGUUGAUGGAAAAAAUAUAGAAGUAUUUGCAUAUAUAUGGAACAAAGUGCAAUCUUAUUUUAUGAUUGUAAUUAAUUAAUUAAUUAAUCUGAUUGUAUUUUCUAGCAACUUACAAAAGAUAUAAUUAUUUUAGUAUAUUUUUGUACCAACCUAUUUAUAUACAUUUAAUGUAACUGUAAUCAAGUACAUUGUCUUACCUAAUAUUAUUAAAUAUUCAAAAUUAAUAAAUACUCAAAACUUUAAAUACAUUCUUCGAAUA
Molecule: messenger RNA, 2543 nt
Organism: Folsomia candida
Lineage: Eukaryota; Metazoa; Arthropoda; Collembola; Entomobryomorpha; Isotomidae
Exons: 8
Coding region: 574-2172 (532 amino acids)
Molecular function (GO): DNA binding
Source: RefSeq, a predicted model, not a curated record